Pleuronectes platessa (European plaice) is the source of this 1507-nucleotide messenger RNA. Its product is annotated as G-protein coupled receptor 183. The record is from RefSeq and is a predicted model, not a curated record. Gene Ontology annotation, biological process: phospholipase C-activating G protein-coupled receptor signaling pathway; positive regulation of Rho protein signal transduction. Gene Ontology annotation, molecular function: G protein-coupled receptor activity. Gene Ontology annotation, cellular component: membrane. The transcript has 3 exons. Lineage: Eukaryota; Metazoa; Chordata; Actinopteri; Pleuronectiformes; Pleuronectidae. Bases 169 to 1155 code for a protein of 328 amino acids.
CUCAACAGUAUGAAGCCGUGCAUCUUCCGCUGACAUGAAUUCAUCAGAUAAACAUUAAAACUCAGAGUAAAAGCACUCCAGUGAAGACUGGGAGAUCGACCAGUAGAUCGCGAUCAACGGGUUGCCGACCACUGACAUAGAAGUCCUGGUUUAUACAGUUAAAGUAACAUGGAGAGCAACGUGUCCUCGUCUCUCAACGUGACCUCUGCCCCGACCCACUUCCCUCAACUCAAUACCACCGGUGACAUCAAUGCCACAGUGAAACCCUUCAGUGUGUUCGAUGGGUGCGAGGGUCAGGUGGAGGGCAUCCUCUUCGACCUGACCCUUCAGUGCAUCAAUUUCUUCAUAGGGAUCCCUGCCAACCUUCUUGUCCUUGCAGUCCUCAUCCGCAAUCGCAAAGAACCCUCCACGUCGGACAUGUUCCUCGGCUGCCUGGCCUUCAUGGAUUUCUACUUCAGCGCCAUGCCCCCCCUCCACUUCAUUAACCUUUACCACUGGCAGAGCAAGGAGAUGUGGUCCGCCCUCAAGUUCUCCUACGGCGUGAAAGACACCAGCGGCCCCUUGUUUCUGUCCUGCAUCUGCCUGGAUCGCUUUGUGGCCGUGCUCUUGCCGAUUCAGUUUGGGCAGCUCAGGCACAUCAAGUACAGGUUGAGCCUCUCAGUCCUGGUGCUCUGCCUCACCUUUGCCUAUUCGGCUGCUAAGACUGUGGGAGGCCUCCCUAACUUUGAGAAGGUAUUCACGGGUGAGAUCCUGGCAACAUUUACCUGGAUGGUUAUGUGUAACGUGAGCAUCAUGUGGGCUCUGAAAAGAUCCCGCAGUGCAGGAGAAAAUGAGAUGCACCCUAUGAACAGGAAAGCGUUCAAGAUGGUGCUGUCCAUCCUCUGUAUUAUUGUGUUCAACUACCUGCCCCCUGUGGCCCUGUUCCCCAUCGAAGACUACUACUCCCCUGAUGUGUUCCGCUGCUACGUGCAGCCCGUGGGCUUCGCCUUCCUCAACAUCAGCAGCACCAUCCAGCCGCUUGUUUACCUGGGUCGUCUGGAGAAGGUGCCUUUCCUCUCCGACGCCUGCGUUAAGAAGUGUUGCUCCCGGGUCCCUGCAGCAAAUAACAAGAUCACACCUGAGGAAAAUCUAAAUUCUAGAGAUCUGUUACAAUAAUAAACACAGAGACUGUCAUUGAUUUCAUUUCUCUAUACUUCUAUGAUUAAGUUGAACUGAAUGUGUUUUUAUGCAGGGUAGUGGUUUUAUAAGAAAAAAAUAGUAUUUAAAUAUGUUUUAAAAUAUGCUGGAAUUAUGAUAAAACGAGCGAAUACUUUUUUUAUGUCAUGCCAUAAAUUGAUUUUGUUUUCCAAAAUUAUUUUCUCUUAUUACAAUAACUUUGCUGGUUUCCAAGCUGCUCUCUCAAAUGUACGGAAAUCCUUCAAAAAUACUUGCUUGGCUUUGGCGCCACCAUGUGUACAAAACAGACGAAUCAACUGUACCAUAUUAAAUCCCUCCAGAAUAAAACAGA